Messenger RNA from Necator americanus (New World hookworm), 1380 nucleotides. RefSeq lists its product as uncharacterized. Lineage: Eukaryota; Metazoa; Nematoda; Chromadorea; Rhabditida; Ancylostomatidae. Bases 1 to 1380 code for a protein of 459 amino acids. The record is from RefSeq and is a predicted model, not a curated record. The transcript is spliced from 11 exons.
AUGUAUCGAUCUGACGUCGUGUCCAAAAGUAAGGCAGCAGACGAUGGAGACAGAGAGAGUGUUGCCACUUUCUCGUCAACAAACCGCUUCGAAUAUCGAUGUAGGCACGUCCAAGGCGGUAACAAACCGCCGGCGCGUCAGGAUCUAAAGUAUAGUCCAAGAGGUGCAAGUCUAACAGGUGCAAGUCAAAAGUGUGCAAAUCAAAAAGGAUUUUCCACCUGUAAUCGCGGAGAAUGCAGAGCUCCGAAAAGACCUGAGGACAUCUACGCAACUACGUUUGGAACUCGUUGCCGAUCGUGCAGUGAGGAUAAGGGGAUCACAAUCGUGAACGUCUAUUCGCGUGCCCAAUCGGCUGAUUCACAUCGUGGAAGAGCAGGUUUCGGAGGAGAUUUCAAAUGUGAGAAUGAAGGUUGUCGGAGACAGGGCUUACUUUCAACAUGUGGUAGUACUGACGAAGAGCGACUUCAGAGAGCAGGAGAAGCAUCGUCACCACCGUUGCCGUAUUGGCAUAUAGCUGCUGCUGCCGCUAGGAACGUACAGGAAGUUAAGUACAAUAAACAACGUGCAACCGAAGCAUGGGACAAAUUCUUUCGCUCUGCUGGCCCGCAACGAGAUGUCCGAUCAAGGUACACAAAAGAUGUGAAGAAGACAAAGUGUGGAAACAGUGAACGAGAUUUAGCAACCGCUCGGGAUCCACGAAAAAGUGAAAAAGAUUUAGCAACCGCUCGAGAUCCACGAAUGGAUGGAACACCGUGUCGAAGUGAUCGAAAAGUGAUUGGCGCCCCAGCGGUGCAAACUCCAUUACCAUCCACUGCUACUAGUGGACCCAGCGCUGCACAGGAUCGACGUCAACCACGGCGAUACAGUAUGGGAGAUGAAUGUUACGGGAAUAUUCGAGAAGCGAUGUGUUGUCCGUACAAAGGUGGUGGAGCUAUGAAUAAGGCGGACGGUCAGUCAGGAACGAUGUGUGAAAUAAAACUUCCACGCAGCGGUGGUGAUAGAGCUGUGGAUAUGCCGUCAUAUAAUAGAUCAAGCAGGAAAAGAAAUCAGAGUGCUCCUGCGAAAAUUUGUCGUCCAUUUUACGGAUCGACAGAGCUGGAGAAGUGUUCAUUAAACGCUAUUAACCAUCUACUAAAAGCGGAAAAAGAGCUUCGUAAAGUGCAAUUUACGGCUGGAGCUGUGAUCCCGAAAGCGCAAGAAUAUGUGGAACAAGUUUCUACAAUCCAUACCGACCUUAAGCAAAUCAAUACAAUAUUUCGGGAUUUGCAGAAGCAGACAAAUGAGGUGCUCGAGCGAAAAGGAGCUCGAUACUUCCAUUUCAUGAUCCAAGGUUCGCCAACAAAAUAUAAGGCGACCGCUGCACAACCACCGCCGCACUGA